AUGACGCUGUACAGUUUUCCUCUCUUGCGGAAAUACACCUUUACCAAGCCACCUGUGUUUCCACCAUGCCUGGGAAUAACUCUCCGUUACUAUAGACAUUUUCUAGCAAUUCUCUUUGCCAUUCAGGAAAUAAAUGAAAGUCAUGUACUUCUUCCAAAUAUUACAAUGGGAUUGGAGAUUUAUGAUUCCUGUGCCUAUGAGAGCAGAGCCUUAGAGAGCACUAUGAAAUUACUGACGGGUGACCAAAAUACCAUCCCAAACUACCAGUAUAAAAAUAAAGGGCCCUUGGUCGGGAUCAUCGGACAUAUAGCUUCCUCCCCCACCAAGACCAUGGCCAAGCUCACAGGAGUCUAUAGCUACCCCCAGCUCAAUAAAUACCUAAGAAGCAUUCACUUCAACACAAGUAAUGGCGAGAAUUUCUAUUUCGAGAAUGGAGAAUCUCCGGGAAAAUACGAUAUUUUGAACUGGAUUAUAACGCCUAAUAAAACCAUCCAGACUGUCCACAUCGGAACUUACGUGAAAUCCGCUCUUCCUGCGCGACAGCUUAUUAUUAAUGAAAGUUUGAUACAAUGGAAUACAAAAUUUAAAGAGGUCCCUCAUUCGGUGUGCAGUAACAGCUGUCUUCCCGGAUACAGAAAAGUUCUUAGAAAAGCAGAGCAAAAAUGUUGCUAUGAUUGCGUUAUGUGUUCGGAGGGGGAGAUCACCAAUAACACAGAUAUGACGAACUGCUUGAAAUGUUCAGAAUACCAGUGGUCUAACGAGAAGAGGGACAAGUGCAUUUCCAGAAGCAUAGACUUCCUCUCUUACGAAGAUCCUCUGGGAAUUUCACUAUGUUUCUUCGCCGUCCAACUUUCUCUUCUUACUUUAGGAGUUUUUGCUAUUUUUUUCAAGCACAAAGAGACGCCCAUAGUGAAAGCCAACAACCGGGAUCUCAGUUACAUCCUACUUCUUUCUCUUACUUUAUCCUUCCUUUGUGCUUUACUUUUUAUUGGCCGUCCAGAUACUAUAACUUGUCAUUUUCAACAGGCGGCUUUUGGCAUUGUUUUUACAAUUGCCAUCUCUUCCAUCCUGGCAAAAACCGUAACCGUCCUCAUUGCUUUCAACAGUGUAAAGCCCGGAAGUAAAGCUAGAAAAUGGAUGAGUUCCCAAGUGUCGAUGUAUUUAGUUUGUAUUUGCUCAUUUGGUGAAAUUGUAAUCUGUUUUGUGGGCUUUUUGUACAGUCCGCCAUUUCCAGACUUCGAUACACGGGAAAGAUCUCUGAGGAUGACGCUGCACUGCAAUCAAGGCUAUGCUAUGACAUUUUAUGUUGCCGUAGGCUAUAUGACACUGUUAGCGGUGCUAAGCUUUGUGAUUGCAUUUUUAGCGAGAAAGCUGCCUGACAACUUUAACGAAGCUUCGCACAUUACGUUCAGUAUGUUAGUUUUCUGUAGUGUCUGGUUGUCAUUUUUUCCGGCGUAUCUGAGCACAAAAGGUAAAUACACGACGGCCGUUGAAAUAUUCGCCAUGUUGGCCUCCAGUACCGGACUGCUUACUUGCAUAUUUUUGCCUAAGUGUUAUAUUAUUAUCAUAAGACCUGAUCUGAAUACUAAACAAAGUAUAACUGGAAAAAAAGAAAAGUUUUCCAAUUAUUCAAUUGAAGUAAAAUAA
Molecule: messenger RNA, 1647 nt
Organism: Bufo bufo (common toad)
Lineage: Eukaryota; Metazoa; Chordata; Amphibia; Anura; Bufonidae
Product: vomeronasal type-2 receptor 26-like
Exons: 5
Coding region: 1-1647 (548 amino acids)
Biological process (GO): G protein-coupled receptor signaling pathway
Cellular component (GO): membrane
Molecular function (GO): G protein-coupled receptor activity
Source: RefSeq, a predicted model, not a curated record